This is a messenger RNA of Esox lucius (northern pike), 2076 nucleotides long. RefSeq names its product syncytin-1-like. The coding region runs from base 535 to 2076 and encodes 513 amino acids. The transcript is spliced from 2 exons. The record is from RefSeq and is a predicted model, not a curated record. NCBI's taxonomy places the organism in Eukaryota, Metazoa, Chordata, Actinopteri, Esociformes, Esocidae.
AGACCAUGAAGAGAGAGAUCGGAAGAAGACAGAACAUCUAAGAAAGACAUGUACUAUAUUUUGUGAAUAAACAACAAGGAACGCUUCUCCCCCUGACUUGGGUCCUUUAUUGUUCUACAAAAAGAGCCAUAAGCCAACAGUUGGUGCCGUGACCCGGAUAGGUUGGGUUCUGAGAUCAAUUUCAUCAAACAUCCAUCGUUGAUCAAGAGGAGAAGAUUGCUGACGGUGCACACCCAUUUGGGAGUUGGUUUCCUCAUCCUCUGACAGUGGUUGGUUAUGCAGAUUAUCUACCUGACCCUACGACAACACGAACUGUAUCCUGGUCUUUCCUGACUCUACACAGAUAAAGUGACAUAUGGGAUCAGCAUCAAGACCAUCCUAAUUGACCAACGGACGGGAAGAAGAAUUCUUCACAAUUGUUAUGUGCCAAAUAGAACCAUUGUGAUUGAUAUUUGUGUUGGAUUAAAUACUAGUUAGGAAUUAGUUAGCCACUAGGGAAGUAGAUUCUUACACUACUGAGGUAUAUAGAUCACGAUGUUCAUGUUAAUUGUUUCUUUGUGUUUCCUGGUGGUACAGUGUGGUGGUGCUCUAGUCCCAAACAUUGAUGCACAUAGACAUGAGGAUGGUCAUCAUGGUAUUAAUACAUUUUUGGCCCUUUCCCUACGAUUUGCCAGGACGAUUAACCAGAGUAGUUGUUGGAUUUGCACCCAUACACCGUUCACUGCUAAAGGAGGUAUUCCCUUAGGAGUCAUUCCAUUCAAUCAGUCUGAGAUGUUAGGGAUCUGGAGAGACCUCAGUUGGUUCAAAUUUUCUAUAUGCAAUAAUUGGGGUGUUAAUGACAGCUACUUGCACUCUCGCGGACCAAAUUCUUCUGACCCCUGCUGGAGGGAACCUAAACGAUCUGGAUGCAUUUCAGUCCAGGAUCAUGUAACAUCUUUAGGUGUGCCUGUGAAAUCAUGGCGUCAUAGUUAUAUGCCAGCCUUUGAUAGAAACAGCCCUGAUUUCUGGCGUCGUCCGCCACAUAUAGUAGUUACUAAUCCACCUAGGGGAUGGUUGUGUAUACAGCGAGAACAAUCCAAAAGCCUAAUGGACCAAUAUUCGAAUGCUUUUGUGUUUGUAGGCCGAAGUUAUUGCAACCAAACAGCGGAUCUCUCUAUAUGUGAUGGUACUACUAUCCCUGAGUGUUUGAUGUAUGCCAAUAUAACCCUCAAGAAUGGCACUGAAUCUGUAUUUUAUGCUAACACCUUAGGCAACUUAAUAACUACGGGUAUGAUUGCUCCUAAUGGAACUCAUUUCAUUUGUGGCCCCAAUGCCUAUCCAUGGCUCCCACCUUUAUGGCGAGGAUCAUGUUAUUUGGGUUAUGUAAUUCCACAUGUGAGACUGAGUACAGAUUCUCCCUUUAAAACACGACAUUCACGAGCUAUUACAGAAACUGAAAGGUUUUUUGCUAUUGCAUUCCCUCCCUAUGGCACUGCCAUGUUGGCAAGAGAAGUUAUUAGUAUGGCUAGCUCUUUGGAGGCUUUAGCUAACAUGACCUCUGAAAGUUUGACAUUGCAGUCAGCUGAGAUGGUCGCCCUUCGUACUGUUACAAUGCAAAAUAGACUUGCUCUUGAUUACAUAUUGUCGGCUCAGGGGGGAACCUGUGCAGUUAUCGGGACUGAAUGUUGUACCUACAUACCUGAUAACUCUGAAGAACUGACUGAUUUGGCUGGUAAAAUCCGUGAGGAAGGUGCUAAAUACGAUAAUUACAAUCCUGAUGUUUUAGGUUUUUCUACAUGGUUGUCAUCUAUUUUUGGUAAAUGGGGGGGUUCUCUGCUGAACAUGUUUAUGCCAGUGGUGGUUGUAGUGUUGGUCUUUUUUAUCUUGAUAACACUUGCCAAGUGUGCUGUCGACAGGUGUCUGUCACUCAAAGUAAGGCGCAUGCGCCCACGGGACCUAUGCGAGUACAGGCCGUGCCCAUAUCAGCUUCAGUGUGCCCAGGGUGACUGUGAUACCUGUGCUGACCAACACCGUUCUCCCUCACAGGAUUGUGUUGUAAAGGACAAGAGUACCAUCACUCCCACCGUCUAUCUCUAA